Trichechus manatus latirostris (Florida manatee) is the source of this 4711-nucleotide messenger RNA. It is a transcript of the gene JMJD6, whose product is annotated as jumonji domain containing 6, arginine demethylase and lysine hydroxylase. The record is from RefSeq and is a predicted model, not a curated record. The transcript has 7 exons. Bases 281 to 1525 code for a protein of 414 amino acids. Lineage: Eukaryota; Metazoa; Chordata; Mammalia; Sirenia; Trichechidae. Gene Ontology annotation, molecular function: histone H4R3 demethylase activity; P-TEFb complex binding. Gene Ontology annotation, biological process: phagocytosis. Gene Ontology annotation, cellular component: cytoplasm; nucleus.
CGGAGGCCUGGUGUGGCUGAGGGCGGCCCUGCAGGCGCGGAGGCCAAUGGAUGACUGCGAGAGGCUCGGGGGCGGGGAAGACGGCGCCGCACGCCCAACCCGAAGCUGGGGAGGUGGUUAGGGAGUGAAUUUUCUGGAAGGCGGCUUUAAAGGCGCUGGGCCAGCGCGAAGGGCGUUUGGGGGCUGCUGCCGCCGCCCGGUCUGGGAGGGGGGGCCGUCUCGGUGGCAGGAAGCGAGCUGCGCCCGAGGUCGCCGCGGAGCCAGCUGGUGACCCCGCAGAAUGAACCACAAGAGCAAGAAGCGAAUCCGCGAGGCCAAGCGCAGUGCGCGGCCGGAACUGAAGGACUCGCUGGACUGGACCCGGCACAACUAUUACGAGAGCUUCUCGCUGAAUCCCGCGGCCGUGGCGGAUAACGUGGAAAGAGCAGACGCUUUACAGCUGUCAGUAGAAGAAUUUGUAGAGCGAUACGAAAGACCUUACAAGCCCGUGGUUCUGCUGAACGCCCAAGAGGGCUGGUCUGCCCAGGAGAAGUGGACUCUGGAACGCCUCAAAAGGAAAUACCGAAACCAGAAGUUCAAGUGUGGCGAAGACAACGAUGGCUAUUCCGUGAAGAUGAAGAUGAAGUACUACAUCGAGUAUAUGGAGAGCACUAGAGACGACAGUCCCCUUUACAUCUUCGACAGCAGCUAUGGUGAACACCCCAAAAGAAGGAAACUCUUGGAAGACUACAAGGUGCCCAAGUUUUUCACUGAUGACCUGUUCCAGUAUGCAGGGGAGAAGCGCAGGCCCCCUUACAGGUGGUUUGUGAUGGGACCACCACGGUCCGGAACAGGAAUCCACAUCGACCCUCUGGGCACCAGUGCCUGGAAUGCCUUAGUUCAGGGACACAAGCGCUGGUGCCUGUUCCCUACCAGCACGCCCAGGGAACUCAUCAAGGUGACCCGUGAAGAAGGAGGGAACCAGCAAGACGAAGCUAUUACCUGGUUUAAUAUCAUUCAUCCCCGGACACAGCUCCCAACCUGGCCACCCGAAUUCAAACCCCUGGAAAUCUUACAAAAACCAGGAGAGACUGUCUUCGUACCAGGAGGCUGGUGGCAUGUCGUCCUCAAUCUUGACACCACCAUUGCCAUCACCCAGAAUUUUGCCAGCAGCACCAACUUCCCUGUGGUGUGGCACAAGACGGUAAGAGGGAGACCAAAGUUAUCGAGGAAAUGGUAUAGGAUCUUGAAGCAAGAGCACCCCGAGUUGGCGGUCCUGGCUGACUCCGUCGACCUGCAGGAAUCCACGGGGAUCGCCUCCGACAGCUCCAGCGACUCCUCCAGCUCGUCCAGCUCCAGCUCGUCUGACUCAGACUCUGAGUGUGAGUCUGGGUCCGAGGGCGACGGGACGGUACACCGCAGGAAGAAGAGGAGGACGUGUGGCAUGAUGGGGAACGGCGACACCACCUCCCAGGACGACUGUGUGAGCAAAGAGCGCAGCUCCUCCAGGAUUAGGGACACUUGUGGAAGCCGGGUUCACCCCUGAGCAAAUAAAGAGACUCCCUGAGGUGGCUCCAGUGUGCACUGUUGGCGGCCCCCCAACUUGGUUUUCACCUCUUCUGUUCCUGCCUUCUCCUUUGUCUUCUUUGAAUUUGGAUAAUCCUUCUCUGGUCCCAGCUCCUAUCUUCCCGUCAAGUGCUGUUUUUACCGCUUGCUAAGACUAGAUUACCAAGAAAUACAACACCACGCCAGGCCCAGUGAGACACUGCCGGCUGACCUGAUGGUGGAUACGAAGGUUCUGUUCUGUCUCCUGUAAACCCAGCUGGUCGUCAGUGAGGCUGGAAGGCGGUGGUCCUUGCAACAUCUCAUCGUCUCUGUUAACCGAAGUGACAUUCGUAAGGAGCGUCAGCUGUCCCCAGAGCUAGUGCACACAAGCAGAGACAUUGUAGGUGGUGAGCCGACUGACUCGUGUGAACCAAUCACGUGUAAGAAGUGCGGGGAGUGUGAGCGGCUCCCUAUGUCAUCGUUCAUCCAGAGACGCAUUUGAUGGCAGUCACCCCGCCAGCUCCUCCAGCCGCUGCCCAGUACUGCUCCUGAUCUUUUAUCUGUUCUCCAUGAUCAGAGAGGCUGCUCAAUUUCAGGGGAAUUUUUAUGUGGUGUGGUUUUAUUAGGCGGGUAAUAACAACACAUUGGGGGUCUUGUUUAAGUACAGUUAUGGGGGAAAGGUGUUCACUGUGUUCUUAUCACUGAACUUACAUUAUAAACGGGCGCAGUCUAACGCUUGUGUUCCACCCUUCACCAGCACACGAUCCGUAAGUGGGAAGCUCUCAGUUUGUCAGAGCGCUUUAUGUUUGGCUUAGCAUGAAGUAGGGGCUUGUGCUGCGUGCAGGGAAUAACUCAGAGGUGGUUCUUGCAGUCUUUGGGGGUCUGUUUAUACUCAUAAUUAACUCUGGUGUGAAUAUUUAGGGGUUGACCAGCAGGUUCCAUCUCUUGCCCUCUUGAUUCACCUGCUUGCCUUAAUCUACCCCUAAAUUCAACUAAACUUAACUGAAAACAAGAGGGGGCUUGUCAAGGACAUGCAGGCAGAAAGCCGCAUUCUGGGUUGGAAUGCAGGGGCUGCCCAGCUAGAGAAGGAGCCCUCGCUGUAGUGUUCCGGAGAAGUGGAGAGUUUGUGUGGACGUAUUAGGAUUGCGUGGUGUUGCUUCUCAAAAUACCCCUGAAGGUGGGUGUGACCAAGAGAAUCCAGGUCCCCUUUCCGAUGUUAGAUUUAUUCUCAUUCCUGACACAGGAGCACGCAGCUUGGCUCCAGGCUGUGGGUCCCUGUUUUGUCUUAGUUCAGUUUUCUUCCUCCUGAAAUGCCCACCCAGGUGUGUGGCUGGGUUGGUAGGACAACUUCUGCCACUUUCCUCAAAGUCAGCACCCAUCCCUCUACCAGCAGUUGGCACUGCUCCCCCUCCGGGCGGCAGCUCCAGCUGUUGCCUGUUCCUGGGGAGGGGGCGUCCGGUAUGUGUUUGGGUGUGAGGAGAGUCAAACCCUGAAUGUGUCAUCUCUUUGUACUUGAUAUCUGAUUUGUGUUCCUCCUCCUGUUUUUUGAAAGAAGUUUUCUUAUCUUCAAAAAGCUUUUUUUGAAAAAAGCGUCAGCAAAAAAGAGGAAGACCCUUAAUGAAAUGGACUGACACAGUGGCUGCAACAGUGGGCCCAGACACGGCAAGGGUUGUGACGCUGGCGCCGGACCGGGCAGUGUGUCGUUCUGUAGUACACAGGGUCGCUGAGUCAGAACUGACUCGACAGCACCUAACAACAACAAACCAUGCUGGAGAAUUCAUUUCCCCUUUUUCCAGUUUUACGCCAGUUUUUCAAUUUCAUACCAGUCACUCCCCUCUCAACUUGCCUUUAAACAGACGAACGAGAAAAGGCUAUUUGCCACCAGGGGGAGUGGUAGGGCAUGUUUGCCUGCAGCUGGGACGCUGGCAAGGAAUUUGAAUUUGAAGAUUAGCAACCCGUUUCCUUCUCCAGAUGCCUAUUUGAUAAGCAACAUCCAGAAUCAAGGGAUCUAGCCCAUCUGGCAGGUCCGCAGUCACCUCUCCGAAAGCGCCUGGGUAGCACAGGUUAUGUGCUACUGUUUGGCAGCUGCCCCCCAUAGAGAACCAUGGGGCGUAUUUCACUUGUUCUAGCCCAGGCCACGGGUUCAGCCCCUGCCCCAUUUCCUGGCGCCAUGGGCCAGCUGAGCACUCAGAGAAGCAAAGCGGGAAGAGGUGGAAACCAAGUGUGACGGGUGGGGAGGUGGCCGGGGACCUGGAUAGGGUAGUGAACAGGAACCCGGGAUCCGUCUGUUCUCACGCCACGUGAGAGUGUAGUGUCUGCGACAGUGAGGGGAAGGAUAAAACACAGAUUUUUCUGUGGAAGUGACCCCUAAGACGGCAGCUAAUCCGAAAACCAGAGUACUGGGUCUGGAGGAAAGGGUCUUGGCGUGGUAACCGCUGCUCGGGAGGAGCAGGGCGGGGGGACCUGAGUGGGGGCCUGGGUCUCGGAGAGUGGGGGAGGCACCCAAGGCUUUGCCGUCAGCCUGGAGUACUCGUUCUGCCCCAGAUGCCUCGGGGUGGUUUAGUCGUUCUGUGAUGUUUAAGGUGACAUUUCUGAGGGGAGAGCCUCUGAAAACGGACAUCAUUAGUCACAUCUCACCCUACGCUUGGAGCUGCUAGCUUGUAACUGCUUCCUGCAUUCGGCAAUGUUCAGGUGCUGGCCACUGUUCCGGGUGCUGGAGAGGCAGCGGUGAAAAGCCCAGGCCCCAGGCCCCAGGCCCCCGGAGCCUGCAUUCUAACGGACAGCAAAGGUGCUAUGUUCACACGCCUGCUGACUUGUGCACACCCGUUUCCACACCUGGAAGGCAAGUUGUUAGGGAGCGCAGGUUUAUGAGAGCUUGCGAAAGAACACAGCUGACACCGUAGCUGUGUGCGGACAGUAGGCAGGCCUUCUCUGUAAACUAGCUAAUGGAACUAAAAUUAAGGAUCAGCCCAAAAGUUGCCCGGGGUGGAGUGCUUUAGAAACGUUAGAUGUUCACCCUUGAUAUGAUUUAGGUUUUGGAAAAGAGCAUGGGCUAGAACAGGAGUUCUGCAGUCAGUUUUGUGAAAAGUGCUGUCUAGGAGGUAGGCAUAUAAGGAUGCACCUGUAGGUUCUUUGUCUGUUUGUAGCAUUUCUGUUCCUAAGUCAUUUUUGAUGUGUGUGCUGAGUA